Messenger RNA from Vigna unguiculata (cowpea), 825 nucleotides. RefSeq names its product WRKY DNA-binding transcription factor 70-like. Gene Ontology annotation, molecular function: DNA-binding transcription factor activity; transcription cis-regulatory region binding. The record is from RefSeq and is a predicted model, not a curated record. Gene Ontology annotation, biological process: regulation of DNA-templated transcription. Lineage: Eukaryota; Viridiplantae; Streptophyta; Magnoliopsida; Fabales; Fabaceae. Gene Ontology annotation, cellular component: nucleus.
AUGGUGAAUCAGCGUUCCAGAAUGGAAGAAGAACUAGUCAAAGGGCGAGACAUAGCAAACCAGUUACUUGAACUGUGUGUUCACAGAUCCAACAGUCACCAUCAUCAUCAUGAAGAUGUAAAAGGGUCAAUGCUUCCCUUUAUUGAAGAUCUUGUGCGCAAGGUGCUGUGUUCAUUCACAAACACCCUUUUGCUUUUGAACAAUGAUAAUGAUGUCUCUAAUGAGGUUGCUGUUUCUAUGACUGUCAAAGAUGUUCCUCCAUUCUCCAAAUGUCCAAACCCUCACCAUACUGAUGAGGUUUGCAAGGGUUUCUUCCAAACUAAAAAACCAAGAGGGUCCUACAAGAGAAAAUCAAGUGCACCAACAUGGGUGACAAACAGCUCAAUCCUGGUGGAAGAUGGCUAUGUAUGGAGAAAGUAUGGACAAAAGAUAACAACAAAUGCAAAAUACCUCAGGAGCUACUAUAGAUGCACUCACAAACAUGACAAAGGUUGUCCUGCAAUCAAACAGGUCCAGAGAAUUCAAGAAGAUCCUCCAUUGUACCAGACAACAUAUUAUGGUCAUCACAAUUGCAAAAGCUUUUCAAGUUCAGAUAUAGUGAUGGAAUCAGCUUCUCCUUCUGCCUCUUCUGUGUUCCUUAGCUUCAGUAACACCUUGCCAACCAAGGAACAAUACCAAUUACAGACAUCUUCAGUUUCUUCAUCCAUGAAACAGGAGCCAGUGGAAGUGAUUCAGGAUGAGCUUAUUGCUGAUCAAAGCCUAUUAGCCUCAUCAGAUUACCUUCUGUUAUGUGACUACGAACAUGAUUUCAUUUCAAUUACUUGA